Mesitornis unicolor (brown roatelo) is the source of this 225-nucleotide messenger RNA. It is a transcript of the gene SMIM15, whose product is annotated as small integral membrane protein 15. The record is from RefSeq and is a predicted model, not a curated record. Bases 1 to 225 code for a protein of 74 amino acids. The transcript has a single exon. Lineage: Eukaryota; Metazoa; Chordata; Aves; Mesitornithiformes; Mesitornithidae.
AUGGUUGAUAUUAAGGCUUGGGCUGAAUACAUUGUGGAGUGGGCUGCGAAGGACCCAUACGGCUUCCUUACUACGGUGAUCUUGGCCCUAACACCACUGUUUGUCGUUAGCGCAGCACUUUCAUGGAAGCUUGCAAAAAUGAUUGAGGCCAGAGAGCGAGAGCAAAAGAAGAAACAUAAACGCCAGGAGAAUAUUGCAAAAGCCAAACGAACAAAGAAGGAUUAA